AUGAGCGAUGUAUGGUGUAUGACGCGUGUCGGCAAAACUGUCGACAGACAUCGCCUCUACGACCUGCAAAAGCUCCCGAAGCCUGUCCACCCGAUGCAGAUUUUUGACUUUGAGGAGCUACACAGUACCAUCGGAUUUUGGCCUUCGUCGUACUGCUACGAGACAACGAACGAUAAUGAGGCGAGAGAGGCCGAGUGGGCCCGUGACUCCGAAGGGAUUCGCAUCAGGGACGACAAUGGUCGGCUCCGCCAUAAAUGCGAGAUCGAGUGUGAUGAAUGGCUCGUGGAGACUUUCGGCCCGUUUGAGGAGGGGAGAUACUCAGUCUACAAGACUUUGUACCUGAUACAAGAGGCGGAGGAAAGGGCGAGGGAGACAGCGGCGAAGGAGGCAUUCGCGGUGGAGAAGGCGUUACGGGACUGGUUGAGGGACCCCGUGAAGGAGGCCGAGGAGGCAGCAGAGUGGGCCGCUGUGAAGGAGAAAUCGAUGAAGCUGGCGAUGGAUGCAGUGGUUUCUGCGGCCAAGAGAGCCUUUAAAGAUGCGCACGCUGAGUGGUACGAGGAGAAAGAGAGGCAGGAGCAGAAGGGUGGACAGAUCGAGGAUGUUGCCAUUGAUGUCACGGACGAUGCCACCGCCGAUGAUAAUAACAACGACGACGACGACGACGGCGACGACGAUGAUGAUGACUAUGACGAGGACGACAAUGACAACGAGGAUGAGAUCGACUACUUCCCCCAGUUCUUCGGGGCUCAUGAGGAUAGAGAGGUUAGAGAGGCUGUGGCAUUUCAAAAAGCGCAAGAGCUUCGCGACCUCAAGGACGCUCUGAGAAAUCUGCGGGCGGAAGACGCCGGAAGCUCACGCGACUUACCAGACGUUGAGCAGUUUCAAGGCGUUCUGAAAUUGUCAGGGGAAGUGUGA
Colletotrichum chrysophilum is the source of this 915-nucleotide messenger RNA. RefSeq lists its product as uncharacterized. NCBI's taxonomy places the organism in Eukaryota, Fungi, Ascomycota, Sordariomycetes, Glomerellales, Glomerellaceae. The coding region runs from base 1 to 915 and encodes 304 amino acids. The transcript has 2 exons. The record is from RefSeq and is a predicted model, not a curated record.